AUGCUUACUCCAAACACACCGGGAGCACCCUUUGUGAACCAGCGAGUCGGCAGGCGAAGUUGGAUUAAUCCUUUUGAUAAUUGGCUCCUUUGUGGCAUCAACGGGAGUUGCUCCGACCUGCGCCCGUUCGCCAUGAUUGGCGGAGGAGCACAAGGCUGGGGUAGAUUCCGAGGGGUAAAACCAAAAAACGCAUCUGGCCUGGCGGGUGUGAUGGCGACACUCUGCAGCGAUAGAGGGCCUCUCGCCAACGCCUGGAGGGAAGGGAACGGCCACUUGUGUGGCGCCCUCGCCGCUACAGCGGCCCCUAAAACCACAGCAUCCUCGUUUAUGCCAUUCCAUAAUAUUACCUUUAACUCCACUCCGGUCUGCGUCUGGCAACCCUUUUUCUGGAUAGUUAGUAAUGCCUCCCUGAAUUCCCACACUUUGAAUUGUACCAAUCUCACUUGUUUUUAUACAUCAUGUUGGAAUGUCACGGUUUUUCCUUAUGCCAUCGUGGUUCGGAUGCCUCGGUUCGUGCCUGUGCCCGCACGGCUUUCAGAUUCGUUGUCGACUGAGUUGUCCCGACAGAGGCGUGAUUUCGGGGUCACUGCAGCUGUUGUGUCAGCUAUCACCAUAGCAGCCGCCGCAGCCGCAGCCGCCGCCGCGUCUCUCUCCACCUCAGUACAGACUGCCUCAACACUCAACGCGUUGUCAGCCACUGUGGCGACCGGACUGGACACCCAGACUCUGGUCAACUCCCAUUUGAAGGGAGGAAUCAUGCUGGUUAACCAGCGAGUUGAUUUGGUACAAGAACAGAUUGAUGUGAUUUGGCAAGUAGCACAAACAGGAUGUAUUUGGAGGGGAAUGGGGUUAUGUGUUACCUCUAUCCCAUAUCAUAAUAAUAGCAGGGCAGCGAAUUUGUCUAGAGAACUCUCCGCCCAUCUCAAAGGGGAAUGGUCAGCUGGAUUUGAUCGGUUGGUAAAAGAGUUGCAAACUAAUAUAGCCCAAAUUAAUUCAACUAGAGUGGAUUUGACAUUCCAAAGGGACAUGUUGAGCUGGAUGCAGACGGCGGCGUCCCAUCUGAAAGAGUGGGCUGGUAUAGGAGCUAUUAUAGGCUUCUUGGCUCUAAUCCUUUUCAUAGGGGCCCGAUAUCUGUGCAGACUGCAGGCCCAGCGACAGCGUGACAACGUCAUGCUAGCCAUGGCCAUCACGGCCUUGGGGGCAGGUCAACCACCUAAUGUGUGGUUGAAUCAGCUGUCCUGA
Fukomys damarensis (Damara mole-rat) is the source of this 1242-nucleotide messenger RNA. RefSeq lists its product as uncharacterized. The transcript has a single exon. The record is from RefSeq and is a predicted model, not a curated record. Gene Ontology annotation, molecular function: structural molecule activity. Bases 1 to 1242 code for a protein of 413 amino acids. NCBI's taxonomy places the organism in Eukaryota, Metazoa, Chordata, Mammalia, Rodentia, Bathyergidae.